AUGGGGAGCAGCGUAUCGAGCUUAAUGAAACGUUACAGCAUUGGAUCAUCGGCCAGUGCCACUCAGCUCGUUCUGGGUCCUGAAGCCCCGCCGCCGAAGCCCGGUUCCGAUCGAUAUUGUUGGAAGUGUAAAAAGCCCAAUUUCCUUCUAAGUCUAAGUCCAAAAAGUGGAAUGGUCUCAUGCUCGACUUGUCCGCGUAGUUUCCACGCGAAACUUUUGUUCAAUCCAUUCGACAAAUCAGCGUGCAGUGGGUAUGACGAAAAGGUUUCGCACCAUGUCGAUUUAUGCGUAUUGCGCGAGCGUAACGACAAACAGCAAUAUGCCUCGACUGAAGCAUUUUUGUCGGACCUAAGCUGGAUACAGCACAAUAUGCAAAUCGUUGAAGCUGAAGAUCCGAACUUGAUCCAGUGCGCGAAGCAGAUUUACAAGAAGGCGAAAAAACAAAUGAGUGAGAUUGAUCUCUGCUACGAAUGUUAUAUAAACAUUCAGUUCAACGAGAAGUGGUUCGAGCUGGCCUGCUCCAAGCCUCAUCUACUGGUGUGGGCCAAACUGAAAGGGUAUCCCUACUGGCCGGCCAAGGUGUUUGCAAAUGCAAGUCUCCUUAACCAGGUGCUGGUACUGUUCUUCGGAGCACACGAUCGGGCCACGAUAGCACCCAAGGAUUGCUUCCUGUUUUCGGAACAAGACCCGAACAACAAACCCGCGAAACGGCCUACAUGGGACACCAGCAUGAACGAGGCACGUGCACAUAUUUCACGCUUAAUCGAACGUUUUGGUACGUUCCGAUACGCCCAGAACCACACGCAGCUGGAUGUGCGCCGAGUCGACGAGUACACGAAAAAUAUGAUUCCCGGCGCGUUCGCUUCCCUUCAUUCGACCGUGGAAAGGAUUGGAGCGAUUGAUGCGCCAAUCGCACGGCCACCAGCGGGCAGCGGCGAUGGAAGUGAGCCGCAUUCCGGUACCGACUGCGCGGCCAAGACUAAAUUAACGAUGAAAAUUUUGAAAAAUUCCGGCAAAGUAGUAGCCAUUUCUUCGCUAACAACACCGGAAGCAAGUGGCCCGGCCACGAAUAUUGAGUUCCCAACUGGGGGAGGAACAUCGACGACCGGUGAGAAACUUUCCGACGAUACGGCUGGUGGUGGUGCCAGCGGAUCUCUCCACUCUCAGCCCGCACCACCCGAAGUACCUUCGAUCAAACGAAUAACGCGACGAAUGUCACGGAAGAGUGUGUCUGCCAAGGAAUACGACAGUGCAGUGGAAGACCAAUCGGUCCGAGGUACCGGAAGCUUCGCUGAAUUGAGAAAGAAAAGGAAGAGCGUUGGCAUGAUGGACACGGAGAAGCGUUUGGAGCAGCAGCAGCAUCAACAGCAGCAGUCGCAGCCCCGCGAAAGUGACAAAGUAGAAUCGCUGUUGAUACGACGAAAUUCCGCCACCUGGGAAACGGAACCGAUUUCAAAGCGCCGUAAAUCGACGGCCAAAAAUCGCGGUCGGCCGAAGACACCUUCUGCCUCCGGUGCUAAUCAUGCAGAAGGUGGCAGGGAAACAUCUGAGCACGAGGCGGCGUCGCAGGAGACGCGUUUGAUGACAACCGGGAAAGAGCCAGAAUGUGUCUCCAUUCCAAUUAGAAAACUCUUAUUGCGUCGUAAAUCGGUAGCUCACUGUCUGCGUCCUUCGCCUGACACAGAAUCUCUUCCGGUUGAAGCUGCACCGAGCCUUCCCGUGGACAACGGGUCGACGAUGCCAAGCGCAGUAGAUGAGCCACCACUCCAAGGCCCGAGCACCGUUACACCACCACAACCUGGCACCAGCGAUUUGGCUUCUUUGUUAACAGUUGAAACUGAUGAGUCACUAAAUGUGACCGCUGAAACAGCACUACUAGACCCGAAUAUGAUCAUUCCGGCCGAAAUCAAACAGGAGCCCGUUUCAGAAUCCGAGGAUAAUUUAUCGACGACUGAAGAACUGUCGUCUGUGCAGCUGGCAGCAACUGUGGCGGAACCAAGGAACACACGUCAGAGCAUUUCGACAGACACCUCCAACGGUGCCCAACAGUGCGCUGUCGAUCAGGGCCUGGCGAGCGGCAAAGACGACACGCCGGUGCCGCAGUCCCGAAACAAGUCCAAGGAGACGGACGCCGAAUCGUCGUUCCAACAGAGUGUGGUUGGCCAGCGGGCACGCAAAACGUUUCCUGCUGGUAACAAAAACGCACCGAAGCACGUUGGCAGCAGCGCCACUUCCACCGGAGGUUCCACUGACCCUAAACAGACUCCAGUUCCCCAUAUGGUGAACAUUCCCAACCCGUUGCCUACUUCUCUUGGCAAUGGAUUUAAACCGGAGUUCACGAUCACCGGUUCAAGGGCCGCUAUGGCGGAAUCCGGUAUCGUUGGUCCUGCGGUUUCCAUUUUGAUGGUAUCCAACACCGGCGGCAACAGCAGCAACGGGUGCGCAGUAACACCCGUACCAACGCCAACGACGUCCGCAGUUCCGACAUCAACACCGGUGCCGCCAGCUACUGGUGCCCUUAGUUCGCCGAUCGCCACCACCAAGAUUGAGAAACAGUACGGUGCCUCAUCGGAGUGUUUACCAAGUAGUGCUACGGAUGUCCACGGAGAAGCGGAUGUCGAAUCAUUGGCCACUUUGCGGCCUCCUCCACUGCAGGCCAAACCCACGGGGGCUCCGAUCCCCGGUAACACGGGCGAGGCCGUUUCGCAAUCUCGAUCGCCACCGAUGGUUUCGGAUUUGGUGGUCCAGGCCUCUGGUCGGAUGGCCGAUUACUGUCAGCGGUUGUUGGAAGAAAUGCUGACCAAGUUCACGUCGCAGGGUUCACUGGAGGCAAAGUUGGCACAGCUUCAUUUGGAGCUGGAAAACGCCGAAAAACGGCACCAACUGGAGCGGGCAAGGUUAACCCAGGAGCACGCCAAGAAGCUGGCAGACGAGCGGCUGAAACUGGAGCAAGAAAAGGACGCUGCUAUUCGCGAGGUGCGCCAGAUCGCUGCCACGGAGAAGGAUCGGGCCGUGGCGCUGGCAAAGAAAACACAAUGGUGCAAGCGGUGCCCGAAGGAGGCGAUGUACUACUGCUGCUGGAACACGUCCUACUGUGACCCCAACUGCCAGCAGAGCGAUUGGUCUUCGCACCAGAAAGUGUGUACCCAGGUACAGAACCGUGCCGAGAGACCGUUGGUGGCUGGCGGUGGCAGUACGGUGGGCUCUGGUUCGCCCGACAACUUGGGCGCUGCGUCGGCCGAUGUGAUCGUGUUGGACGAUUCACCCGUGCGCGCUGGAAGCGCCGGUCGAAAGCGACCUUCAGCGCGAAUUUCGCCGUCGUCGGGAGCCAAAGCACGCCUCAUACCACGAUGCUCGUUGAAUGGCACCAUCACAUUCACGAAAGCGAUGCAGAUUUCCGAUGUGGUCGGCAACGCGACCGAAAUGCAUGGCGAACGCAGGCAUGUGUCUUCCGGCGUUGUGUUGCCGAGCAGCUCCGCAGGGCCAGUAAAUGCGACGGCAGUACGCAUCACAAUGCCAGCGAAUCGACCAACACCGCCAGUGAUUGCGCCGAGACGGUCGACCAGUCAACAAACGGCCGAACGGCCCAAGUCGAACAGCAGCACCACACAGAAUAACCCCUAUAUGAGAGAACGGUUGUUCAACAACAAUUCGAUCGCAUCGCUAGACAGUGGGCCAUCGAGACUGACGGCUUACACUGUGCUAAGCGCGAACCAUACCGGUGCUACCACCGGUGCAGGACCCAGGGUUUGGAAUCAGUUCUACUUGCCCUCGACAUCCGACUACACAUGAAAUGAUGCCACCCGGCGGGCUGCCCUUCCCAACGGCACGUGAAGGACGACGUUUCGCACUGAUCAUCACAAUAAUUAGAAAACACGAAGUCCAGCGAGCAUGAAGUGGUGCAAUACAGGGGCCGAAAAGGAAGGAAACUAGUUUUACUAUCUUUACUAUUAGUUUACUCUCACAAACUGUACACUGUAAUUGGUUCGAAAUAAUUUAUAAAAAAAUAUCUCCAAUAAAACCUAGAA
Molecule: messenger RNA, 4028 nt
Organism: Anopheles cruzii
Lineage: Eukaryota; Metazoa; Arthropoda; Insecta; Diptera; Culicidae
Gene: Zmynd8
Exons: 6
Coding region: 1-3792 (1263 amino acids)
Molecular function (GO): protein binding
Source: RefSeq, a predicted model, not a curated record